This is a messenger RNA of Carassius carassius (crucian carp), 937 nucleotides long. RefSeq names its product SH2 domain-containing protein 1B-like. The transcript has 4 exons. Bases 221 to 643 code for a protein of 140 amino acids. The record is from RefSeq and is a predicted model, not a curated record. Lineage: Eukaryota; Metazoa; Chordata; Actinopteri; Cypriniformes; Cyprinidae.
CCGACUUCCUGUGUGACAUUAGUGGGUUUGCAUGUGCAUUAUUUUUUAGCCUCAGACGGAAAUGCUCAGACUUCUCGCUGUCAGAAUUUCUGAACGUGGGCAUGAAGGAAGAUUCCCUUCAUUAAGUUAACUGUGGGCUUAAUACGUCACGUUUUCGUAUCCUUUGAGCAAACAGCAGACUUGCGCUGACACAUCGAUCCUCGCACGUGCGAUGUGAAACAUGGAUCAUCCAGCAUUUCAUGGGCCGAUAAGCAAACAGAGAUGUGAGGAGCUGCUCGGCAAGAAAGGACGGGACGGAACAUACCUCAUUCGGGAAAGUGAGACCAUUCAGGGAGCUCUCUGCCUCUGUGUGUACAAACAAAAAGUGGUUUAUACCUACAGGAUCCUUCAGACCCGCACUGGCCAUUUCACUCUACAGGCUAGCUCAGGUGUAGAGGAGAAGUUUUUCGAGACAUUGAAGGAUCUUAUUCAUCAUUACAAGCAAAAGAAUAAAGGACUUGCAACACACUUAUGCCAUUCCCUGAAAAGAAAAACGCUGCAAGAUCAGCCACUGCAAUGUGCAGAACCACUAGUGCCUAACGAGGAAAAUGAUUAUGAAAAUGUUGACUUCUCAGGGGACUAUGUUGUUGUUCUGCCGGACUGAUUUAAUUACAAUGCGACGGUCCGACUGGAUAACUGGAUCAGCUAAUUUGAACAAUAUAGAUUUGCUAUUACUGUUUCUGAGAACUUUUUGGCCAUGUUCACCUCAAAUAUGGGAAAUGCACAUGGAAUCUUAUUACUUGAAAUACAUUUUAGCAUGGCUAUGUUUUUAUGCAUGGAAAAUGCAUAAAUUGAUGCUGUAAUUGUGUGAAUUUAAUGAAAGCCUGUUCCUGCUUUGGAAUAAAGAGGUAAUUAAAACUUUUCAUCUCACAAUUCCGAUGUUGUUUCAUAAUUCUAA